CGGAAGACAGCAGAACAGAGCAGUCCUAACUUGUGACGGCACUUCGACGCAGAAAGCCGCGAGCAGGACGCUAAUAUGUCAGUAUUGUUAUUUCUUCUCCAGUUUGAAAUAUUUAUGUCGUAUAACAUACCUCUUUGAUUCUUUAUUUAAGAACAUAGUCGUCUCGCACUGUGCCGCUUCUCGUGCUAUCUUUGCUUGUUAGUUAGCUUAGCUCGCUAGUUAGCUUAGCUUGUUAGCUGCUAACAGAAGACACAGAAGUUAUCAACACAUCGCUAAGUAGAGAUCAAGUGUGAGAGUAAAGUGUUGUGAUUUUUGAAAAUAUCUACAUUACAAAUGUUGAGAGCGUUGGUGGAUCAGCGACUAACUGCUGCCGUUGAAGAAAUAUUUGUAGUGUUAGAAAGAAUGAUAGCAGAAUACGAGGCGGAACUUUCUGGAACAAAAGAGGAAAAUUAUCAACUACUGGACGUUCUUUUCAAGAAACAUCAAGUUGUGUUAAACAGAACAGACCUCGAAGAAAAACCUCUACCUCAUGAGCAGGAGUUGGAACCACAAUGUCCCUACGGACAUGAGGAAGAAGAGGUUCCACAUUCCCAACACAUUAAAGAGGGAGGGCAGGAGCCACAGUCCCCCCACAUUAAAAAGGAAGCAGCAGAACACAGCAUCAGUCAAGAAGGAGAGCACAUUGAAGGACUGGAGGAGUCCCCAGUGACUGGUGUCCCUGUGAAGAGUGAAGAUGAUGAGGUCAAAGGUGAAAGUGAGGAGGAGAGAGAGGCGGAACCUCCAAGCAGCAGCUCAACACAACACAUGACAACAGAAGCUGAUGGAGACCACUGUGGAGGAUCACAAGCAGACAAGCUCUUAGCUCCACUAUCAGAUAGUGAUGACACAACGUCACACUCUCCUGACACUGAUGAUGAAGACUCUAAAGAUGAUAAGACAUGUCACACUGACAACACUCACUUCACACGUUCUCUCUGUGACAAAAUCUUUUAAAAAAAAUGGUGUCUGAAAAGACACAUGAGAACACAUACUGGAGAAAACCCUUUUACCUGUUCACUUUGUAGUAAAGGUUUUGCACAAAGUCACAAUUUGAAAGUGCACAUGAGAACGCACACUGGUGAAAAACCUUUUAUCUGUUCAAUCUGUGGUAAAGGUUUUACAGAAAGUCAGAAUUUGAAAAGACACAAGAGAACACACACUGGUGAAAAAUCACAUUCCUGUUCAAUCUGUGGUAAAUAUUUUGUACAAAGUUAACAUUUGAAAGUACACAUGAGAACACACUGGUGAAAAACCUUUUUCCUGUUCAAUGUGUGAUAAAGGUUUUACACAGUCACCAUUUGAAAGAACACAUAAGCACACACUGGUGAAAAACGUUUUUUCCUGUUAAACCUGUGGUAAAGGUUUUACACAAAAUCAGUGUUUGAAAAGACACAUGAGAACACACACUGGUGAAAAAACAUAUUCAUGUUCAAUCUGCAACAGAAGCUUUUGUGACCAAUCAAACCUUAUAAGACACAUGAGAAGACACACAGGAGAGAAAGUGUUGAGUUGCAGUGUGUGUGGUGAAAGAUUCUCUUAUAAGUACCAGUGUAAGAAACACAAGUGUGCUGGUGAGAACAGCAGCAGCAAAUGAAACUUCAGGAUUUGAAAUAAACUGUCAAGACUUUAAUUUUGACUUUCUAACAACAUCAGCACAUAUAACAUGUGUGACGUUGUUUGUGUAACAAUCUUUUCAAUAUGGGGCGGCAUGGUGUAGUGGGUAGAGUGGCCGGCCAGAAACCUGAGGGUUGCAGGUUCGCUUCCCUACCUACUGCUAUCUAAAAAAUUGCUGCCGUUGUGUCUUUGAGCAAGACAUUUCACCCUUGCCCCCAGUGCCGCUCACACUGGUGAAUAAAUGAUGAAUGAAUGAUAGGUGGUGGUCGGAGGGGCCGUAGGCGCAAACUGGCAGCCACGCUUCCGUCAGUCUACCGCAGGGCAGCUGUGGCUACAGAUGUAGCUUACCACCACCAGGUGUGAAUGAAUGAUGGGUUCCCACUUCUCUGUGAGCGCUUUGAGUGUUUAGAAAAGCGCAAUAUUAAUCUAAGUUAUUUAAUAUGCUUCUACAUUUAUAUAUUAAGUGUUUUAUAUUGGUGCUUUUUUUUAGUCAAGUACAUGCAUUUAUAUGCAACAUUGUGUACUUUUAUCAAAAAUGGAAAAGAACAAUUUGAAAAGUUGAGAGUAAACAGUACAAGACAUAUUUUACAUACCCGUAAACAUUUUAUGUGUAUAUAUAUAUAUUCAUCAGACAAUUUUAGACGUAUUCAUAAUACUGUUUUUAAAAGUGUUACAUUUUUUUUUUUGUAAUUGUUAAUAAUCCCAUAGAUUAGCACCUUUAUAUGAUAUAUAUAUUUACUGGUUCACAUCUGAAACAUCUUCUGGACCACUUCAGGAAGCAUAUUAUUAUUUACUUUAUACAUCAUUUGAACAGUUGUCUUUUAUACAAUUUUAAAAUGUGUGACUUGAUGAAUCAUUUGUUGGGUCUCUAUAAUCCGUUUUAUUAAUUUUCUUUAUGAGUCUCUUUUGUAAUAUGAUGAUUGUGUUAUGAUUGUUUUAUACUUUAACUUGAUAUGUAUGUACUCAGACCUUUAUGCAAUAAAAAGUUAGAGAACAUGGCUGAA
Molecule: messenger RNA, 2657 nt
Organism: Nerophis ophidion (straightnose pipefish)
Lineage: Eukaryota; Metazoa; Chordata; Actinopteri; Syngnathiformes; Syngnathidae
Exons: 2
Coding region: 334-993 (219 amino acids)
Source: RefSeq, a predicted model, not a curated record